AUGCCUGCCUUCAAGUUCCAGCACACCGUCGACCGCCUCGACAAGCCAUCCUCCUAUACCAUUGGCAAGAACAAGAAGCAGAAGAACAGACGCGGCAACCCCAACGACGAGCCCGCCGAAGACCGCGACCGCAGCGAGAACCAGCCAGACAUCGAAGACAAGCUGAAGCAUGCGACCACACUCUACGUAGGCAACUUGUCCUUCUACACCACCGAGGAGCAGAUCCACACCCUGUUCAGCUCCUGCGGCGAAAUCAAGCGUCUGGUCAUGGGACUGGAUCGCUUCAGCAAGACGCCCUGCGGCUUCUGCUUCGUCGAGUACUACACACACGAGGACGCGCUCGACUGCCUCAAGUACGUCGGCGGCACCAAGCUGGACGAGCGCAUCAUCAGAGCAGAUCUGGACGAAGGCUUUGCUGAGGGCAGGCAGUACGGACGGGGCCGAAGCGGCGGACAAGUGCGUGACGAGUACCGUGAAGAGUAUGAUCCAGGACGAGGUGGAUACGGCAGAGCUGUGCAGCAGGGUGAUCGUUACUACGCCGACGAGUAUGACCGAUGA
This is a messenger RNA of Fulvia fulva, 558 nucleotides long. Its product is annotated as Nuclear cap-binding protein subunit 2. The record is from RefSeq and is a predicted model, not a curated record. The transcript has 2 exons. Bases 1 to 558 code for a protein of 185 amino acids. NCBI's taxonomy places the organism in Eukaryota, Fungi, Ascomycota, Dothideomycetes, Mycosphaerellales, Mycosphaerellaceae. Gene Ontology annotation, biological process: mRNA cis splicing, via spliceosome. Gene Ontology annotation, molecular function: RNA cap binding. Gene Ontology annotation, cellular component: nuclear cap binding complex.